Messenger RNA from Oldenlandia corymbosa var. corymbosa, 2187 nucleotides. The record is from the annotation of a GenBank genome assembly. Lineage: Eukaryota; Viridiplantae; Streptophyta; Magnoliopsida; Gentianales; Rubiaceae.
GACCGACAAAGGCGACAUAAAAAACUCCACAGCCCCCACAUUCAUCCUCUUUUGCUGUAUAUAUAUAGACACAUUUCAUUUCUCCAAGUUCAUUUACAUUGGAUGGUGCUAUAUUUUUGGUGUCCAAUUCAUUACAACAAAAAAACAAAAGAAACUCUUGCUACAUUUUCUCUUCCUCUGUUUUCUCCGUCUGCUUUUUUCCCCUGUUUUUUUCUCUGCCUCUCUGUCCAAUUCAUAAUCCCGCAUCUUCUGCAAAAGCAAACGAAUACCACCGCCCUGAAAACAAAUUAAUACAGAACCCCGAAUUUAAUCAUCAACCUUAAACAAUCAAAUCAAUCGAAAAGAAUUUACAAAAAAAAAAGGGAAAAAUGCAGAGGUUUGGGAUAUUAAGGAAGGCAGAGUAUUUGCAGGGGAAGAAGUUACAUGGCUGUUUGCGGCGAUGUUAUUCUGGGUUGCCUCAAACGGCGGAAGAACCAGCACCGGCGGUUCCUAGAAUGCCGCCGUUCGAUUACUCGCCGCCGGCGUACACGGGGCCCUCGGUGGAUGAUAUCUACAAGAAGAGGAAAGAGUUCCUCAGCCCUUCCAUGUUCUACUUCUACAAGAAACCCUUGAACAUCGUACAUGGAAAGAUGCAGUACUUGUACGAUGAAACUGGUCGCAGGUACCUUGAUUCCUUCGGCGGAAUCGCCACCGUUUCUUGUGGGCACUGCCACCCUGAAAUUGUUCAAGCUAUUGUUAACCAGACCAACUCAUUACAGCAUUCUACUAUCUUAUACUUCAAUCCCGCCAUUGCUGAAUUUGGUGAGGCUUUAGCUUCUAAGUUACCUGGUGACUUAAAGGUUGUCUUCUUCACGAAUUCUGGAACUGAAGCGAAUGAAUUGGCGAUUAUGAUGGCGCGUUUGUACACUGGCUCUCAUGAUAUUAUAUCACUCAGGAAUUCUUACCAUGGUAAUGCUGCCGCAACCAUGGGUGCUACUGCCCAGUGUAACUGGAAAUUCAAUGUGAUUCAGAAUGGAGUUCACCAUGCCCUGAAUCCUGAUCCAUACAGGGGCGUAUUUGGUUCAGAUGGCAAGAUGUAUGCUAAAGAUGUUCAAGAUUUAAUCCAGUUUUCGACUUGUGGCAAGGUUGCUGCUUUUAUUUCAGAGGCUAUACAGGGGGUAGGUGGAAUAGUUGAUUUAGCUCCGGGUUAUUUGCCUGCUGUGUAUAAAAGCAUCAAGGAAGCCGGCGGCGUUUGCAUUGCUGAUGAGGUUCAGGCUGGAUUCGGGCGCACUGGAAGCCACUUUUGGGGAUUCCAGGGCCAGGGUGUUGUGCCUGACAUAGUGACAAUGGCAAAGGGAAUUGGAAACGGGGUUCCUUUGGGAGCGGUAGUUACAACUCCUGAGAUUGCCGAGGUUUUGACUCGCCGAAGCUACUUCAACACAUUCGGAGGUAACCCUGUCUGUACUGCAGCUGGACAUGCUGUUCUGAGAGUGAUUGAGAAGGAAAAACUCCAGGAGAAUGCACAUGUAGUUGGUUCUUACCUUAAAGACCGCCUCACUGCCCUCAAAGAUAAACAUGAAAUUAUUGGUGAUGUCAGAGGAAGAGGCCUGAUGCUUGGUGUUGAACUUGUCACGGAUCGUGAACAAAAAACACCGGCUAAAGCUGAAAUUCUACAUUUGAUGGACCAAAUUAAAGGUAUAUGUAACAACUUUACUCUGCUGUAUGAAUGGUUUGCUAAACUAAUCACGUUCAGAGCGACGAACUAACUUGUAUUUGGUAUACCUGUGAACCAGAUUUGGGAGUUCUGAUUGGAAAAGGUGGAUUCUAUGGAAAUGUUUUCAGAAUUACCCCUCCCUUGUGCUUCACUAAAGAAGAUGCUGAUUUUCUUGUGGACGUAAUGGAUCAUUCAAUGUCAAGGCUGUGAUCACAAAAUUUGUCCAUAAACAUCAAUUCAAAGGAUUCGGGUCUCCUAUGGAGCUUAGCUGAACCCUCCAUUAGUCAUUGGUUUCAGCCUGUAUGAUUUGGCUAAAAUUGAAUGCAUCAAUCUAUCUUACUUGUCAAUCAAACUUCAAAUCUUUUUAUUGAUUAAUACCUUUUGUGAAUCCAAAUGAUGAUAGCAUGUAAUCGAUGACAGAAUGAGUCAACAUCUUGUUGACUCUGAAUCUCUCUUGUGCUGUGUUUUCCUUUUUCCAUUCAAGCAAAUGGUGC